GUCAAGUGUCAAAGUGCGCGAGGCAGGAAACUACUUCCGGGUUUGAGUAAACAUAUUGACGCAAUGUGGCCCCCCUUCUUGGCACCUGGUCUUCUUCUCUUGGUGCAAUGGAGGGGCAUCAGAGGGGAAGACAAGAGGCCCAACUUUGUCCUCAUCAUGGUGGAUGACAUGGGAAUCGGGGAUGUGGGUUGCUACGGUAACAACACCAUCAGGACCCCCAACAUAGACCGGCUGGCCUCGGAGGGGGUGAAGCUGACUCAGCACAUUGCAGCCGCUCCUCUGUGCACGCCGAGCCGAGCCGCCUUCAUGACGGGACGCUAUGCUACCCGCUCAGGAAUGGCAGGAUCGGGCCGGUCACAGGUGCUGCUCUUCCUCGCAGGUUCAGGUGGACUGCCACCCAGUGAGACCACCUUUGCUAAGAGGCUCCAGCAACAAGGGUACACCACGGGCCUAGUUGGUAAAUGGCACUUAGGUGUCAACUGUGAACACAGAAGAGAUCACUGUCACCACCCUAACCAACACGGCUUCAGCUACUUCUACGGCAUGCCUUACACCCUGAUCAACGACUGUGUUCCGGGCAUGGGAAGGGACAUCUUGGCUGACCUUCAGCAGACACUCAAAAGUCUGUUCCUGUUCCUCGCGAUUGGACUUUUCACACUGGUGUUUAUUCGUGCUUGUGACCUUUUCGACAUCAGCCCACGGCUCUUGACGGCGCUCUUCACGUUCGGCGUCUUGGCGACUGUCGUGUGGUACGUGCCCUUUGAACUCCUGCCCCGAUGGAACUGCAUCAUCAUGAGGGACCAGGAGGUGGUGGAGCAGCCGAUGACGGUGGAGACGUUUCCCUAUAGGAUGCUGACGGAAGCCCAGCACUUCGUGAAGAGGAAUGCUCAUCAUCCGUUCCUUCUGUUUUUCUCACUGGCUCAUAUGCACUCUCCGCUCUUCAACACGCCUGCAUUUGCUGGCAAAAGCCGCCACGGUCGCUACGGUGACAACAUGGAAGAGUUGGACUGGAUUGUUGGGGAACUAACGGAGACUGUGGAUUCACUGGGCCUGGCCAACGACACUCUGAUCUAUUUCACCUCAGACCACGGUGGAUUCCUUGAGGAUUCCCAUCCUCUGAUUGGCCAGCGAGGAGGAUGGAACGGCGUCUAUCGAGGUGGGAAAGGAAUGGGGGGCUGGGAAGGCGGCAUCAGAGUUCCUGGUAUUUUCCGCUGGCCCAGCAGACUGGCAGCUGGAAGAGUGGUGGACGAGCCCACCAGCCUGAUGGAUUUGUACCCCACACUCAAGUAUCUCGCCCAGGACACCCGAUCAGACAGACGCUUGGACGGUCACAACCUUAUGCCGCUGUUGGAGGGGAAGGUUGGUCGGUCUGAGCACGAGUUCAUGUUCCACUUCUGUGGCAGUUACCUGAACGCAGCACGCUGGCACCCUCCUGGCAGUGACUCCAUCUUCAAGGUGCACUUUUUUACCCCAAACUUUUCCCCCCCGGGAGCCAUCGGUUGCUACGACAUCUUCCUCUGCCGGUGUUUCGGAGACCAUGUGACUCAUCACGACCCGCCGUUGCUCUACGACCUCUUCCAUGACCCUUCAGAGUCGCGCCCGCUCAGUCCCGAAACGGAGCCGCGCUACGCCGAGGUCCUCCAUCAGACCGCCAAGGCCGUGGGGAGGCAUCGGCGCUCCGAACACAACGCUCCGACCCAGAUGACCUGGGAGAAGAUCCUGUGGAGGCCCUGGCUUCAACCCUGCUGUGGAACAUUCCCGUUCUGCGGCUGCAAAGAAGACACCAACUUAGUGGGAAACUAAAUUUGACAACUUAAAAACAUACAUUUCAAUUUCAUUAGGACUAUUAGCAUGACUGCAAGAAAAUACAGCUCAGGAUAAAAAAAAAGUUGUAAUUUACACUCUGAGCCACUAGAGGGUAGUAUCAGACUAUGCAUGGAUUAACUUGUUUGACCACCCUUUAAUACUGUAGUAUUGGUUUUGGCUUUGCAAUUUCAAUUCUUGUUAGUAAUUCAAGAAUAAUCUUUAGGUUUUUAAGUUAUUUUCAAUGUCUCAGGCAAAAGAUCAAAGUUUAACGAUAUUCCUUAAUAUCGUUCUGUCACCGUGGUAUUCUUUUUGUUGUGUAUGCUUGGAGUUUCUCCACAAGCUGCAUGUGUAAUUAAAUGAGUAUAAGUUGCAUUAGAAUUGUGCUUAGAACAGUUUGUGCUGUUAUCUGUCAAUUUCAUUUAAUACCGAAUACAGAACAUUGUGAUUCAUGCAUUGUUCAUGCAAUGUUUUUUUUAAUGGACAAGUUGAGAGGGACAAGCGGUAAAAAAUGGAUGAUGCUGACUAUUUUGCUUAGUGUGGUUCUGUUUGGUGAAAUAAAGUAUAACUACUCA
Molecule: messenger RNA, 2378 nt
Organism: Nerophis lumbriciformis (worm pipefish)
Lineage: Eukaryota; Metazoa; Chordata; Actinopteri; Syngnathiformes; Syngnathidae
Gene: arsh
Product: arylsulfatase H
Molecular function (GO): arylsulfatase activity
Source: RefSeq, a predicted model, not a curated record